AAACCCCCACUUGAAACCUAAACCCUUCUCCCCCCCAUUCGCCGGCGCCGCCGCACGCAACCCCGGCCGCCGCCGCCGCCUCCACCCGAAUUCUAGCUCUCGCUGCCGGCUCGCCCGCGAUGGCGCCGCGCGGCGACGGGAAGAAGGGGAAGGGAUCGGGGAAGCCCGACCAGCUGCGCCCUAAGAGUAAGCAGUUCAAAAAGCACUCGCGCAAGGAGGAGGUGGCGGGUGAGGGGGAGCAGCAGGAGCGUCCGGCGGCCCCGGACUCCGCCGCCGUCCUCGCCGCCGCCGCCGCAGACGACGGCGACUUCCCGAGAGGAGGGCGUAGCCUGCUGAGCAGGGAUGAGGUGGCGGAGGCGCGCGCGGAGGCGGACGCGGACUUCGAGAGAGAGGAGAGGAGGGGAAAGAGGAAGAGGAAGGGUGCAUCCUCGUCGGGAGCCGGUGGCGACGACGACCUGGGGAGCCUCUUCGGCGGGGCUACCACCGGGAAGCUCCCACGCUUCGCUAAUCGCGUCACCUUAAAGAAUAUUUCACCAAAUAUGAAGCUAUGGGGUGUUGUAAUUGAAGUUAACCAAAAAGACAUUGUUGUAAGUCUACCUGGUGGAAUGAGAGGGUUUGUUCGAUCAGAGGAAGUGCAUGACAUUACUUCGCAAGAAACUCGUAAGGAUAGUGAGGGCAGUAUAUGUGCAGAUGUUGUUCAUGUUGGGCAGCUCGUUCCUUGUAUAGUUUUAAGAGUUGAUGAUGAUAAUAAGGAAGGAAAAGUAAACAAGCGUGUUUGGUUAUCCUUACGAUUGAGCCGGAUAUAUAAAGGCCUUUCUCUGGAUGCUAUCCAGGAUGGAAUGGUACUCACCGCCCAAGUGAAAAGUAUUGAGGAUCAUGGUUACAUUCUUCAUUUUGGAGUAUCCUCCUUUAGUGGUUUCAUGCCAAAGGCUGACAGAGAAAGCGCGAAGAUUGAGAGUGGACAACUUAUACAGUGUGUUGUGAAGGCAAUUGAUAAAGCUCGGGAAAUUGUUCACUUGAGUUCUGACGAAGAUUUGCUUUCUAAAUCUAUUAUUAAAGAUCUGAAAGGCCUUUCUAUUGAUCAUUUAAUUCCUGGCAUGAUGGUCAAUGCACGUGUUCAUUCAGUCCUCGAAAAUGGAGUUAUGUUAUCAUUUCUUACUUAUUUCACAGGAACAGCCGAUAUUUUUAAUUUGUCCAACUCCUUCCCCUCUGGUAGCUGGAAAGACGAUUACAUUAAGAAUAAGAAGGUAAAUGCUCGGAUAUUAUUUGUUGAUCCGUCAACAAGGGCAGUUGGACUUACAUUAAAUCAACAGUUACUUCGCCUUAAAGUACCCUCUAUUAACGUUAAAGCUGGAGAAAUCUACGACAAAGCACGUGUUUUGAGGAUGGAUAAAAGGGCUGGUCUUUUUCUUGAAAUACCUUCUCCAACUCCAUCACCUGGGUUUGUUAGUAUACAUGAUGUCUCAGACAAAGAUGUGAAAAAUGUGGAGAAGAAGUUUAAAGAAGGUAGCAUGGCACGUGUCCGUGUGCUUGGAGUGCGACAUCUUGAAGGAGUUGCAAUAGGCACGCUAAAAGAAAGUGCUUUUGAAGGGUCUGUUUUCACUCAUGCUGAUGUUAAGCCAGGAAUGGUAGUAAGGGCUAAGGUUGUUACUGUUGAGCCUUUUGGUGCAAUUGUGCAGUUUUCGAGUGGCGUGAAAGCACUUUGCCCACUUCCACACAUGUCUGAGUUAGAACAUGUUGUAAAACCGCCGAAGAAGUUUAAGGUUGGAGUUGAAUUAACUUUCCGUGUUUUGGGUUGCAAAUCCAAGAGAAUAACAGUGACAUUCAAGAAAUCUCUGGUCAAAUCAAAACUUGAUGUAUUGGCCUCAUAUGCUGAUGCUAAGAUUGGUUUAUUGACGCAUGGAUGGAUUACUAAAAUUGAAAAGCAUGGCUGCUUUGUGAAAUUCUACAAUGGAGUUCAGGGUUUUGUUAGCAGAUCUGAGCUUGGAUUAGAGCCAGGUACUGAAGCUGAAAAUGUUUACCACGUUGGUCAAGUGGUCAAAUGCAGAGUUGUGAGUGUAGUCCCUGCUUCAAGGAAAAUAAAUGUUACUUUUCUGAUAUCUACAAAUAGGGUUAUUCAAGCUGACACCCCAAAGGUGGGAAGUAUUGUAUCUGGUGUUGUGGAGCGACUUACUCCUGCAGCAGUUGUUGUCAGUGUAAAUGGCUUCUGCAAGGGAUCAAUACUUAAUGAACAUCUAGCAGACCAUCGUGGUCAAGCUGCUCAACUGAAGAAUUUGUUGAAGCCUGGCCAUGAGUUCAGCGAGCUCUUAGUUCUCGAUGUUGAAGGGCAAAAUUUAGUUCUUUCAGCCAAGCAAUCACUCAUCAACUGUGCAAGUGACAUUCCAUCAGAAAUAUCUCAGAUGCAUGCAGGAUCUGUAUUUCAUGGUUAUGUUUGCAACAUCAUAGAAGCUGGUUGUUUUGUUCGCUUUCUUGGACAUCUAACUGGUUUUUCUCCCAAGGAUAAAGCUGUUGAUCGUUCAGUAGAAAAGCUGUCCAAUGCCUUCUAUGUUGGCCAAUCCGUUCGGAGUCAUAUCCUAAAUGUAAAUGCAGAAUCUGCCAGAGUGAAGCUUUCUCUUCAGCAGUCUAUGUGCUCUUCAGCAGACUGUUCAUUUGUUCAAGGAUACUUUCUUCUAGAUCAGAAGAUCACAGAACUGAAGUAUUCAGAUCCAAGUAGUUCUUUCCAUGACUGGUUGAACACUUUUGCCAUUGGUAACUUGGUGGAAGGGGAGGUGGGAGCGAUCGAAGAAUAUGGCGUUAUCCUGAACUUCCAAAGCCAUCCGGAUGUUGUCGGUUUAAUUGAACAUCAUCAACUUGGUGACAGUAGUGUAGAAGUGGGCUCUUCUGUGAAGGGUCUUGUUAUUGAUUUAUCUGAUGGAGUUGUUAAUAUAUCCCUUAAAUCAGAACUUGUUCGCAGUGUCAGCAAAGUUGGAAAAAAGAAGAAACGUCACAGAGCUGCAGUUAUGGACUUGGAGCUACAUGAGGAAGUGAAUGCAAUAGUGGAGAUAGUCAAAGAGAGUCAUGUGGUUCUUUCCAUCCCUGAGUAUAAUUAUGCAAUAGGUUUUGCACCACUGAUGGAUUACAACUCACAACUACUUCCUUGCUGCAACUAUGAAAAUGGACAGCGCAUUACUGUUGUUGUUGGAAGUAUGCCAAGUUCUGGUCCGACAGGAAGACUUCUCCUACUACCAAAAGCAUCAGGCAAGAAUUCUAGUGUUAGCAGUUCCAAAAGAGCAAAGAAGAAAAGUGACUUCAAAGUUGGAUCACUUGUUGAAGCAGAGAUUAUUGAUAUCAAGCCACUUGAACUUCUUCUAAAAUUUGGUUCCAAUCUUCAUGGGAGAAUUCAUAUUACCGAGGUAUUUGAUGAUGAUUCCAAUGAUUGCCCUUUUAGUGAACUCCAAAUUGGGCGAAGUGUCCAAGCGAGAAUCGUUGCUGAGGCUGAACAUUCAGGAAAAGGUGGCAAAAAUUCCAAAUGGGAACUAUCAAUUAGACCAUCUUUGCUUCAAGGAGGGUUAGAAGACUUUACUCCUCCUAAAGCAGAAUUAAGGCAUUCAAUUGGUGGCAUUGUGCAUGCUUAUGUUGUCAAGGUGGAUAGAGAAUGGAUCUGGUUAACUGUAUCAAGAGAUGUUAUGGCCCAUUUAUUUAUUCUUGAUAGUUCAGCUGAGCCUGGUGAACUAGAAAAGUUCCAACAGCGCUAUAGUGUUGGCCAGGCAGUGAAAGGACGCAUUAUUGGUGUGAACAGGGAGAAACGGUUGUUGAGACUGAAAGCACUUGACAGUCAGAGUUUGCCAGAGAAUAUAGGCGAAACACAAAAACCACUCUCUGCUACUGUUGAACAUACAAAACAAGGAGAUAUCAUUGGUGGACGUAUUCAAAAGAUUCUACCUGGUGUUGGUGGGCUUGUCAUCCAGAUUGGACCUCAUCUUCAUGGAAGGGUUCAUUAUACUGAAAUUGUUGAUUCAUGGGUGCAAGAACCCAUAUCUGGAUUUCAUGAAGGUCAGUUUGUGAAGUGUAAGGUCCUGGAUGUAAGCCGUUCAUCAGAAGGGUCUGUCAGAGUUGAUCUAUCACUUCGCUCAUCAAUGUGCGCAAAUUCUAACCAGUCAAGAAGAUUGUUUGAUGAUUCGAGAAUUCGUACCUCCCGAUUUGAGAAGAUCAAUGACCUGUGCCCGGGAACAGAGGUUAAGGGCUAUGUGAAGAGCGUGAAUUCGAAAGGAUGUUUCAUUAUGGUUUCUCGGACUAUUGAGGCUAGGAUUAUUCUGUCAAAUUUAUCUGAUGAAUAUGUGGAAAAUCCUCAAAACGAUUUCCCAGUUGGACUGCUUGUACAUGGAAGGGUCUUGUCCUCAGAACCACAAUCAGGGAAAGUUGAGGUAUCACUUAGGAAGAAUACUGGUAGCAAAUCUCAAAAAUCAGAUGAUAUUAGUUACAGCGAUCUGCAUGUUGGGGACAUAAUUGCUGGUCAAGUUAAGAGGGUAGAAUCCUUUGGACUAUUUGUGACAAUUCAGGGCAGUGAAUUGGUGGCAUUGUGCCAUGUAUCAGAACUUUCUGAUGAACCAGUCCUUGAUAUUCAUUCUUGCCACAAAGCUGGUGAUAAGGUUAAAGCCAAAAUUUUGAAGAUUGAUGAGGAACGGCAUCGAGUAUCCAUUGGAAUGAAGAAAUCUUACAUCGGACCUGAUUCUACGGGUGAUACAAGUGAUGAUGAGGAUGACGAAAUAGUUCCUGAGGAAAUCAGUCGUAAUCCUGUGAUGGGUAGAGAUCGGAACCAUGCGUUAGUUCUUCCGAAACCAGAAUCCAGGGCUUCAGUGCUGCCACUCCAGGUCUCCUUGGAUGAAUCUGAAGGUUCAGACCAAGAGAAUGAUAAUAAAGGUCAAGAAAUUGCUAAUGGAACUGAAGUAGAUGAUAAAAAGAGCAACAAAAGGUUGAAGGAGAAGGCGAGAAAACAAAGAGAAUUAGAAAUCAGUGCCUUGGAGGAAAGGGCUUUACAAAGAGAUAUACCCCAGACUCCAGAUGAAUUCGAGAAGUUGGUUAGGAGCUCUCCAAACAGUAGCUUCGUCUGGAUAAACUACAUGGCAUUUUUGUUAGACCUAGCAGAUGUUGAUAAGGCCCGUGCAGUGGCGGAAAGGGCUUUGAGAACAAUAAACAUCAGAGAAGAGGAGGAGAAACUUAAUGUUUGGGUAGCAUAUUUUAAUCUGGAAAAUGAAUAUGGCAGUCCAAGGGAGGAUGCUGUCAAGAAGAUAUUCCAAAGAGCCUUGCAGUAUUGUGAUCCCAAAAAGGUGCACUUGGCUCUUCUUGCAAUGUAUGAGAGGACAGAACAAUACACACUAGCAGAUGAACUUCUUGAUAGAAUGACGAAGAGAUUCAAAACUUCCUGCAAGAUUUGGUUGCGCUGUAUUCAAUUGUCCCUCAAGCAAAGCAAGGAUGUUGAGUGCAUCAAAUUGAUAGUGAAGCGUGCACUUCUAAGUCUACCUCAGAGCAAGCGUAGAAAGUUCCUAUCGCAGACUGCUAUCCUGGAGUUCAAGUGUGGAGUGCCUGAGGAAGGGAGAUCCAGAUUUGAACUGAUCUUAAGAGAGUACCCUAAAAGAACAGAUCUUUGGAGUGUUUACCUAGACCAAGAAAUUCGCCUUGGUGAUACGGAAAUUAUACGGGCAUUAUUUGAGAGAGUAACAUGCCUUAGUCUUCCUCCAAAAAAGAUGAAGUUUUUAUUCAAGAAGUACCUGGAAUAUGAGAAGUCGCAAGGUGAUGAGGAAAGAAUCGAGCAUGUAAAGCAGAAGGCACUGGAGUACGUUCAGAGUUCACUGGCCUGAUAUUCGCAAGACCAAUAAUCCCUCUGAACCUAAGCUGUUGCUGCUGCUAUCCGCUAUUCGGAGUCGUGGCUGCAGAAAUUGCGAUCAGCAACCUGAUGCGACGACUCCUGAUAGGUUUCUGCGAGGAUCGGCGGUGUAACUGUCUGAAUAGCUGAAGGUCAAGUCCUUGGUCGAUGCAGAAACUGAAGAGUGCUAAUCAUAGAAACGGUGAUAGGUCUGAUGUAUUUUGUGCGUUAGUGCUAUGGUUGCAUAUUUUUGAUUAGUGAUGCGAACACGAACGUUGUUAAGAGGGAAAUGCAGCCCAUUCAGUUUUGUAGGAAUAAGUGUUCUACGCUUGGAAUUGUCAAAAGUUUUUACCAAAAUAUGAUGUAUACAAACCUUUUCUUAUCAUGGAAUGUUGCAAUUACCUCCUGGUUCUCAUGAGCUGCCUAUAUCUCAUUUCCACAAAACAGCAAUAUAUUUGGAUAGUUCUAAUGA
Molecule: messenger RNA, 6314 nt
Organism: Oryza sativa Japonica Group (Japanese rice)
Lineage: Eukaryota; Viridiplantae; Streptophyta; Magnoliopsida; Poales; Poaceae
Product: rRNA biogenesis protein RRP5
Biological process (GO): rRNA processing
Cellular component (GO): small-subunit processome; nucleus; nucleolus
Molecular function (GO): RNA binding; protein binding
Source: RefSeq, a predicted model, not a curated record